AAGGUCUUAAAAAGCGAUUCGCCGAAUCCUCAUCCGCCAGACUUCAGGAGCCAUCUUCAGAGACUCUGCUGCCCAGAUUCCCCAUCUUCUUGUCGACAGCGUCCCCAUCCAUCGGUCCGAAAUGCGUGAAAUUGUGCACCUGCAGGCCGGCCAGUGCGGAAACCAGAUCGGAGCCAAGUUCUGGGAGGUGAUAAGCGAUGAGCAUGGUAUUGAUCCCACUGGUACCUACCAUGGAGACAGCGAUCUGCAGCUAGACAGGAUCAGCGUCUACUACAAUGAAGCCACAGGUGGAAAGUAUGUGCCUCGUGCCAUCCUGGUGGAUUUGGAACCCGGCACAAUGGAUUCCGUCAGGUCUGGUCCUUUUGGCCAGAUCUUCAGGCCUGACAACUUCGUCUUUGGCCAGAGUGGAGCUGGGAACAACUGGGCUAAGGGCCACUACACUGAAGGGGCUGAGCUGGUGGACUCCGUCUUGGAUGUCGUGAGGAAAGAGGCUGAGAGCUGCGAUUGCCUGCAGGGCUUCCAGCUCACUCACUCUCUGGGCGGAGGCACCGGCUCUGGGAUGGGCACCCUGCUCAUCAGCAAGAUCCGCGAAGAGUACCCGGACCGCAUCAUGAACACCUUCAGCGUGGUGCCUUCCCCCAAAGUGUCCGACACCGUGGUUGAGCCCUACAACGCCACGCUCUCCGUCCACCAGCUGGUUGAGAACACCGAUGAGACAUAUUGCAUCGAUAACGAAGCACUCUAUGACAUCUGCUUCCGCACACUUAAACUUACCACCCCCACCUAUGGAGACCUCAACCAUUUGGUGUCCGCCACCAUGAGCGGCGUGACCACCUGCCUGCGCUUCCCCGGCCAGCUCAACGCAGAUCUGCGUAAGCUAGCUGUGAACAUGGUGCCCUUCCCCCGUCUGCACUUCUUCAUGCCAGGCUUUGCACCCCUCACCAGCAGGGGGAGCCAGCAGUAUCGCUCCCUUUCUGUUCCAGAGCUCACCCAACAGAUGUUUGAUGCCAAGAACAUGAUGGCGGCGUGCGACCCACGCCAUGGCCGGUACCUCACCGUGGCUGCAGUCUUCAGGGGACGCAUGUCCAUGAAGGAGGUGGACGAGCAGAUGUUGAACGUCCAGAACAAGAACAGCAGCUACUUUGUAGAAUGGAUCCCGAACAACGUGAAGACCGCCGUCUGCGACAUCCCGCCACGGGGCCUGAAAAUGGCAGCCACCUUCAUCGGCAACAGCACCGCCAUCCAGGAGCUGUUCAAGCGGAUCUCUGAGCAGUUCACCGCCAUGUUCCGCCGUAAGGCCUUCCUCCAUUGGUACACGGGCGAGGGGAUGGACGAGAUGGAGUUCACGGAAGCCGAGAGCAACAUGAAUGACCUCGUGUCAGAGUACCAGCAGUACCAGGAUGCCACCGCUGAGGAGGGCGAGUUUGAGGAGGAGGGCGAGGAAGAAGUCGCAUAAAGCCUGAAACGCAGCUAGCACACCCACAUUUCAUCCCCCCAUCCAUCCUAAAUUGAACGUUUCACUGAACACCUACUUAGCUCACUGUUGUUACUUCUAGUGCUCUAGUGUUAGACAUUAAAACUUGCUGUCAUUGGUAAAGUUUUGUUGAAACUGUAUGUUGUUACUGCACUGGAUUGUUUAUCCUGUCAUUGCCUUUUCAUCCACAGAAGCAAAUGACUUUGACUGUGAAGCUCUGAAAGAUGAGGAAGAUUAAAAUUAUGUUUGAAAGCCUC
Oryzias latipes (Japanese medaka) is the source of this 1731-nucleotide messenger RNA. RefSeq names its product tubulin, beta 4B class IVb-like (gene tubb4bl). Gene Ontology annotation, molecular function: GTPase activity; GTP binding; structural constituent of cytoskeleton. Gene Ontology annotation, cellular component: microtubule. Gene Ontology annotation, biological process: microtubule-based process. The record is from RefSeq and is a predicted model, not a curated record. Lineage: Eukaryota; Metazoa; Chordata; Actinopteri; Beloniformes; Adrianichthyidae.